ACGCUCCCGGCCACUCCCCAGUCCCCACCCCCAAUCCACUCCACAGGGAGCGGCAGCAAUCCAUGGCUUCCCUGCCUCUUUGCCGCUCGCCGCCCUCCCUCCUCCCCUCAUGGCCUCACCGGCCAAUCUCCGCCUCCUUCCACCCCAAGAACCCCUCCUCCCCUGUCGCCGCUCACGUCUCCGUCCAGGACCCGCCUCCCCAAGACCCGGCGCCUCCCUCUGAUUCCAGCCCAAAUGGCACCAGGCCCAGCAGCAACACGAGGUACCUGUGGGUCAACCCCAACAGCCCGCGCGCCGCCGGCGUCGUCCGCGCGCGUGCCGGGUCCGGCCGCCGCUCGCGUCUCGCCUCCGCCGCCGCGGUGCUCGGCGCGUGCGAGCCCGCCGAGGCGGCCGUGGCGGCCGCGCUUGAGGCCGCGUUCCCCGAGCCGCCCUCCGAGCAGGACGCCGUUAUCGUGCUGAACACGGCCGCCGCCGCCAGGCCGGAGACUGCCGUGCUCGCUCUCCGCUGGUUCCUGGGGAACGCCGGGGUCCGGAAGAAGGUCAUCCUCUACAACGUGUUGCUCAAGCUGCUGCGCAAGAGGCGGCGCUGGAGCGAGACUGAGGCGCUCUGGGCCGAGAUGCUGCAGGACGGCGUGCAGCCCGACAACGCCACCUUCUCGACCGUCAUCAGCUGCGCGCGCGCCUGCGGCCUGCCCAGCAAGGCCGUGGAGUGGUUCGAGAAGAUGCCGGAGUUCGGGUGCUCCCCGGACAUGCUCACGUACUCCGCGGUGAUCGACGCGUACGGCCGCGCCGGGAACGCAGAGGCGGCCCUCCGCUUGUACGACCGCGCCCGCUCGGAGAAAUGGCAGCUCGACCCUGUGAUCUGCUCGACGGUGAUCAAGGUACACUCGACCACCGGCAACUUCGACGGCGCACUCAACGUGUUCGAGGAAAUGAAGGCGGCCGGGGUGAAGCCAAACCUUGUCGUGUACAACACAAUGUUGGACGCCAUGGGCCGUGCAAUGCGACCAUGGGUGGUGAAGACUAUACACAGAGAGAUGGUUGAUCAGCAGGUGCAGCCCAGCAGGGCAACAUACUGUUGUCUCCUGCACGCUUACACCAGGGCGCGCUAUGGUGAGGACGCCAUGGCUGUGUACCGGCUGAUGAAGGACGAGGUGAUGGACAUCGACGUGAUGCUGUACAACAUGCUCCUAUCUAUGUGCGCAGACAUUGGCUAUGUCGAUGAGGCUGAGGAGAUCUUCGGUGACAUGAAAGUGUCCGUCGAUGCCCGGUCCAAGCCUGAUAGCUGGAGCUACUCAUCAAUGGUGACUCUGUAUUCCUCCACUGCCAACGUCCUAGGCGCGGAGGGCAUACUUAGCGAGAUGGUGGGGGCCGGCUUCAAGCCGAACAUCUUCGUCCUCACCUCGCUUAUCCGGUGCUAUGGCAAAGUGGGGCACACCGACGACGUCGUCAGGUCGUUUGACAUGCUCGAGGACCUUGGUAUCAGCCCCGACGACAGAUUCUGCGGCUGCCUUCUCAGCGUGGCGGGGAACACGCCACCUGAAGAGCUGGGCAAGGUGAUCAACUGCAUCGAGAGGAGCAAUGCUCAGCUUGGCGCCGUGGUAAAGCUCCUGGUGGACAGGAGCGCCUCCUCUGAAUCUUUCAGGAAAGCAGCCAGUGAGCUGCUGAGCAGCUCCCGCGGCGUGGUGAAGAUGCCUUACUGCAACAGCCUGAUGGACCUGUGCGUGAACCUGAACCAGAUGGAGAAGGCCUGCGCGCUUCUCGACGCCGCGCAGCAGCUCGGCAUCUACGCCCACAUCCAGACACGGACCCAGACGCAGUGGUCGCUGCACCUCAGGGGCCUCUCCGUCGGCGCGGCACUGACCACGCUGCACGUCUGGAUGAACGACCUGGACACGGCGCUGCAGAGCGGCGGCGAGGGGCUGCCGCCUUUGCUGGGGAUCCACACGGGGCAGGGGAAGAACACGUACUCAGACAGAGGACUGGCUGCCAUGUUCGAGGCGCAUCUGAAGGAGCUCGACGCGCCGUUCCACGAGGCACCCGACAAGGCCGGCUGGUUCUUGACGACGAGCGUUGCUGCCAAGCACUGGCUGGAGACGAAGAAAGCGUCUGAAUUAGUAGCUGUGUGAACUGUUAAUUUAGGGCAUUGGAUUUUGGGGGUAUAAUCUGCAGGUGCUCUCCGACCCUAUACCUCCUCGACAGAUUUCUGCUGGUAGAUACUCUAUUGCUUCCUUGUAGUUUCUAAAGAUCCCUUAUGUACUGCUUUCAUCCAGAUGGUAACAGACCAAGGAGUACCAGCUUCAGCUCACCAUUCAAUUGAGAAAGUAACAAUUGUUUUUUUUUUCAA
Messenger RNA from Panicum virgatum (switchgrass), 2347 nucleotides. Its product is annotated as pentatricopeptide repeat-containing protein ATP4, chloroplastic. NCBI's taxonomy places the organism in Eukaryota, Viridiplantae, Streptophyta, Magnoliopsida, Poales, Poaceae. Gene Ontology annotation, cellular component: chloroplast. The transcript has a single exon. The coding region runs from base 63 to 2129 and encodes 688 amino acids. Gene Ontology annotation, molecular function: protein binding. The record is from RefSeq and is a predicted model, not a curated record.